Striga asiatica is the source of this 2589-nucleotide messenger RNA. Lineage: Eukaryota; Viridiplantae; Streptophyta; Magnoliopsida; Lamiales; Orobanchaceae. The record is from the annotation of a GenBank genome assembly.
UUAUAAACUAACAAAAUAAUUUAUAAACUAACUUAUUUGUCAACAAAACAUAACUAUAACUAUUAACUAUAAGCUCUUUAUAAACUAUCAGCUAUCACCUAUGUUUACCAAGCAUAGCACUAUAUAUUAUCGCCCGGCCCAUAAGAAUAAUCGGAUCUUGAAGCCAAAUGAAAAGAUUUUCAAUAUACCUGCUCGAGCUCUGAUUGAAACUCACAUGGCAUAUAUUACAUCUUCCUUAGUUCCAUUACAUCCUAAAUUCGAAUCAUUAUUAACAGUAUAGUGUUCAGAUUUUAAGAAGGUUCCGAACAAAUGAGCUUCUCAAAAUUCAGUUUUUUGUUGUUCUUAGUACUGUUUUCGGCUUCUAAAUCGGUAGCGGAAGAGGAGAAAGUAGAAAAACCGAAUGAGUUUUUUACGGAGGCGUUGCUGUUGAGACCGCUGCCAGAUCGAAAAGUGUUGGCUCAUUUCCAUUUUCAGAGCAGCGUGCCUCCGGCUCGAGCCUAUGGCCGCCACCAUUACAUCUUCCCCAAAUCCAUUUAUCAGCUGGUCAAAAAAUUUCAAAUUCGAGAGAUGGAGCUUUCGUUCACGCAAGGCCGCUGGAACUACGAAAGGUGGGGAGGGUUUGAUCCGAUCUCAAACAGCAACGCAAAGCCUCCAGGAGUCGAAUUGUGGGCUGAUUUUGAUGUCCCUAAGGAUCAAGUAGAUAUUUCGUGGAAGAACCUCACCCAUGCUCUUUCAGGCCUCUUUUGUGCCUCAAUCAAUUUCUUGGACCACUCAACCAGUUACUCUUCACCUCAGUGGAGCUUCCGUCCCAUCUCAGGCAAAUUACGUUACGGCACUUUGCCUCGCGAAGCCGUUUGCACUGAAAAUCUCACGCCGUGGCUGAAGUUGCUUCCUUGCAGGGACAAGGCUGGGCUUUCUUCACUCAUGGACCGGCCUUCCAUUUACAAGGGUUAUUAUCAUUCACAAAGGCUGCAUUUGAGGUCUAAUGAGUUCGAUGUGUCUGAGAUGAAUGCAGGGAUAGUGCUCGUGCAAACACUUACAGUUGUCCUUCAACCAAACACAGUUUCGGGAAAAAUAUCACAGCAGCCGAACUGGUCACUCGGCUCGUUAUUCGGCAGGAGAGUUAGUGGAAAAUGCUCGCUUUCUGAUUCUAGUAAUGUGUAUGUCCAAUUUGACAAGAGUUUAGUGUCCGAAGAACAGGUUUUUCUUUAUGAGGUCUCUCAGAAAAACCCUCUGUUUGAACUGUCACUUCCGCCCAAAAGGAUUAUAAAAGAAAUGGGAGAUAUGCAGAAAGGGGGUUCUGUUCUGUAUGAAUUUUCGGUUGAAUCUGAGCCGUUUGAUUUGGGAUUAAAGUGGAAGGUGCCUGUUGUUUGGUCAUGCGAGCAAGCACCUCUACGGGCUAGUAGGUUUUUAUUGGGGAGUGGAAAUGAGAGGGGUUCUAUAGCCAUUUCAAUGAAAUCCGCUGGGAGGAAUAAUGUAGAGAGAGGUAGCUCUGACGAGAGAGAAUGUUUUCUGAGAGUUGGCAUUUUCCAGGUGGUUCCUUGGUAUGUGAAAGUGUAUUAUCACACUCUGGAAUUGUUCUUAGAUGGGGAACCUCAAUCUACUACGGAUAACAUAGAGAAGAUACGUGUUUCACCUUCUGAAGACAAGGUCUCUCCUGGCGUAAUGGAAAUAGAGUUGAGAUUGCCUUGUAGUGUUAAAACUGCUGCAUUGACUUUGGAGUUUGACAAGGGGUUUCUUCACAUAGACGAGUAUCCUCCGGAUGCCAAUCAGGGGUUUGACAUUCCAUCAGCACUAGUACACUUUUCCGACUUCCAAUCAAACAUGAGUUUUGUUGAUAAUUUCUUAAACGAAGUACCCAUAUUGUCAAAUCUACAGAAAAGAACUCCGGUCCUCUCGUACACAGAAGUAUUGCUCGUACCAUUGACAACACCUGAUUUUAGCAUGCCUUAUAACGUUAUAACUAUCACAUGCACCAUUUUCGCUCUAUAUUUUGGAUCCCUGCUUAAUGCCCUUCGAAGGCGAGCCGGUGAGGAAGAAAGGCGUCUUAUGGCAAAGGCAAAAAGAACCGGAGCACUGACCUUGAUGCUAGCAAAACUGUCUGCUAAGUUUCAAGGAAAGAAAUAUGAACCACCAAAAGAGCCAUCAUCUCCAAAAUCCUCAAGAGACUAUAGACUUAUUGCCAAGGUAGUGCUUGUGGCUGGCAUCGCUGCAGCAUGGCAGUAUUAUUAUUACCAAUGACACCGCAAAAAUUGGUGUAUCAGAUUUUUGGUCAGUCUCCUUCACUGCCAGGUGCAGUGGUAUCGAAAGCAUGUGUGAGAUGAACGGAACCAACUUUCAAAUGGACCGAGCUAUGGAGAAGCACAUGGUGGUGAUGACCCCCGAGGCCGAGAAGCUUCGUUUUGAGCUUGCGGAUGCGGAGAAGAAGGCCAUGACCAUGGUCGCGGUUUGGGGUCUUAAUCUGCGUUUUUCAGUAUAUGUUACGUUUAUAUUCAAUACAUUUUUCAGGAUAUGUUGGUUUUUUAUUUACAUAUCACUAUCUAAACAGAAUUGUGAUGUUUGAAUUUUGUUUAUAUUUUUUACUUAAUA